Messenger RNA from Chrysoperla carnea, 3629 nucleotides. RefSeq lists its product as uncharacterized. Lineage: Eukaryota; Metazoa; Arthropoda; Insecta; Neuroptera; Chrysopidae. Gene Ontology annotation, molecular function: protein binding. The transcript has 10 exons. The record is from RefSeq and is a predicted model, not a curated record. The coding region runs from base 1 to 3612 and encodes 1203 amino acids.
AUGGAAUCAAAUACAAAAGAAUCAAAAGUUCCAUUAGGUGGAAUUAUACGUUUACAAUUAAAAAAACCAAAACAAUGGAAUUGGGAAUUAACAACAUCAAAAUCAUCGCCAAACAUAUCAAUGCCAAUUUUUCAAUUAUUUGAUGACCAUGGUAAUUUACUAACAGAAGCUAAUGACCGUAAUGGUUGCUGCCGUAGAAGUUGGGAUCCCACAGCUGUUGAUAAAAUGACUCAACCGAUUUUAAUAACACGACAUAAAAGUAUGCGAAAUUCAUUUCAUGAACAACACUCAUCUGUUGCAACGGUAGAGAAUACUAAAGAUCAAGAAAAAAAGUAUAAACUUCGUUCGAGUAAAGCUGGAACCUUGGUGGUAAGCGACGAUAGUUUCGAAAAAAGACCUAGAAAACAUCGACAUCAUUUAUAUGCCGACAAUAAUUCGAAUGUAAAUUUAAAUAAAUUUGGUAAUUAUUUUGAACACGAAACAUUAAUUAAUUCAGCGAAACCAAAUAUUAUGCAUAGAAAAACAAAAAGUGAUUUAGGCUUAGAAUCUAUACGAUUAUCGAAAAACGAGAAUAUUUAUCCAAUGCCGGAUUAUCGAUUAUUUAAAACACGGCCAGUGCAAAACCUAUGUGAUUUAUCACAGUCAAAACCUUUUAGUAAUUUAGAAAAAUCAAAUUUAGUUUAUAGCCAAAGUGAUAAAGUGAUGUGCUCGAAUGACCGUGACUCAAACCAUGUGCAACAAAAUAAAUUGAAAUUAAAAAUACCAAAAGAUAACACCGUCCCAGAUGUCCAAACACCGACGUAUAUUGUGCAGGAACCAAUAACACCUCUUAGUGUUAACAAUCAAGACUUGCCAAGUUUUUCAGUGAAAAAGAAGAAUAGAAGAAAAUAUUUGACUAAAUCUGAGGACAUCGAUAGUAAAGAAUUGUCACCAUCGACUGAUGACGACAAUGUCCUAGAGUCGCGCAAACAAUUACGCCGUCGUAGAAAGAAAAAAGGUGAUCGAAUUUUAGAAAUAGACAGGAAACCUGUAUCAGAUUUGGAAUCUGCAACCAGACAAUUACAAUCAGCCUCUGAUGGUGUAUUAUUACGCCUUGCACGACGAGUACCAUCAACAUCUAAUCAUGCGACGAAUGAAGAACAACAUAAUGACACAACCCCAACGAGAAAUGAUAAUAUUAAUCAAAGUGACUUAAACACAAUGGGCGCAAAUGUUAGUCGACAUUCUGGUAAAGGAUUAUCUGGACGUCGUACACAAUCAAGUGGUAAUAUCUGCAAUCGUAAAUCCUCAUCAAAUGUUGCGCGUUUAUUGGGCCCAUGUGCAACAACGGACGCGGUAUUAACACCUAAUCAACAUCAAUCAGUAAAUGUGAACGUGAAUAAUCGAUUUUGUGGUUCGUUACCAAAUAAUUUAGAUGAUACUGAUUCUUUACAAGAUUGUGAUGAUCAUCAUACAAUUGACAAUAAUAAUCAUCUUACUUCAAACAAUAGUCAGAUAGCAGCCAAAUCGUCAUCUUAUAUACCAAAAAAAUAUCAUGCACCAUCCAUUCCAACAGUACAAAAUUAUAGAAAAUGUGAUCCAAAUGAUUAUGAGCUACGAUUACAACCGUUACAUGUGAAAAUACCGGGAAAUAAUGAUACGGGAUUAUAUGAUCAAGGUUAUGGAUCUGAACGAUCACCAGAGGAUGAAUACGCAUCUAGAGCUAUGGAAUUUGAAAAUUCAGAUGACUCCAAUUUAUAUGCAAAAUAUCCAUUUAUUACACCAGAAACAAUAUUUACGGUGACAUUAACUAAAAAUUCAAGAGGCUUAGGCCUAAGUGUGACAGGUGGUGUUGAUUGUCCAGGUCCAUGGUCGGGACUUGUACGUGUAAAACGUUUAUUUCCAAAUCAACCCGCUGCAACAUGUGGCCUAUUAUCAACGGGUGACUUAAUUUUAGCUGCAAACGGCCUAACAUUAACAGGGUUAACAAAUUAUGAAGCACUUGAAGUACUACGAACAACUCCAUCGAAUGUAGUAUUAACCGUUUGCCGACCACCACCGGAAAUUUUAAGUACCGUUAGUCCAUUGAGUGAUAUACCACCACCACCACCAAAGCGGGAUCCAGCUUGUUCAAUUAAUUUGUUUUCUGGGCUAACACCUUACGAAGACAGUUAUAACGGCGAAUUUGAUAUAGUUUUAACCAAAGUACAAGGAUCAUUAGGAUUUACAUUACGAAAAGAGGAUGAAAGUGCAUUAGGACAUUAUGUUCGUGCACUAGUGCGCGAACCAGCAUUAUCUGAUGGUCGUAUUAAACCUGGUGAUAAAAUUGUGGCUGUAAAUGACGUUGAGCUGUCUUCAUUGAGCCACGAAGAAGCUGUUCAAUUCCUUAGACAAUGUGGCCAAGAAGUAAAAUUAAGACUGUAUCGAGAUGCUGCUCAGACUCCAGUAGCAGCAUUAUCACCAACUGAACCAGAUCCUCCUUUAAGAUUGAAACCACUCAGACAAGAAGCCGUGGAUAUGCUAUCAGAUUUAGCUGUACGUAAAUUAUCACCUUGUAAUAAUCCACCGCCGCCGUCUUCCCUUGACAGUGAUUGGCAGCAUAGUAAAGAAGAUUUAUCAACAAUUAGCAAUACAAAUUCAGCACCUAGAAGAUGUGUACGUCGUACAUUAAGAACAACACCUGACUCAGAUUAUGAUCGAAAUUUGUGUCCUGAAGAAAAAGGUUCCUAUAAAUAUCUCUCUAGUCAAAUAGCAACAUCCGAUUCAGAUAGUUUUAGUCGGAAUGCAUCGUUUGGCUCAGAAAAUAACAAUAUCACAAUAUCAUCUAGUAAUGAAUCGGAACCAGAACGACCAAUCCGUCCAAAUUUCUUAAAUUUGGGUGCUGUAUCAACAACGGCAUCAACACCAAUAAAUCGUAAACCAAAAUUUCAAUUCUCAUUAGCACAUAAUGCUUAUGAAUUGAACAAUUUAGACGCGGACGUAUUAGAUGCACCAAAUUUAACAUUUACAUUAAACAAAAAUAAUAAUGUUGAUGGCGAAAUUGAUUCACCGUCAUAUUGUGCUGCAGCACGUGUAAAUCAAAAUGAGAAUUUAUCAGAAGAACCAGUUAGUAUGCCGCCAAUGACAUCAAGAGGAGAUGAAAAUGUUAAUAAUAUGAUUGAUGGGUUCAAUCAUAAAAAUCCAUCCUAUCAAUCAGCACAUCCAAAAUGUGGAAGUGGUAUUGAAAGCAGUUGUAUUGAUUCGAAUACUACUCCACUUGUACCAGAAAAUGGUAGUAAAGGUUUAUUGAAAUGGAAAGGAGUUGUAUUUAUACCAGAUAGUUUAAAUGAUGAUUCAAAGAGUAAUAUUAUUCAUGCUGACGACAGUGAUUUUGAAAUAAUCACAGUAGAAUUAAAUCGUGGAUGGAACAGUCGCCUAGGCUUUAGUUUGCAGCAAGGAAACAGCGAUGAAACAUUUAUAAGCGCAGUGCAUCCGGAUAGUGUUGCAGCGAGAGAUGGACGAUUACAACCUGGAGAUCAGUUAAUUAGGGUAAAUGACGAAAACGUUGAAAAAAUGACAACAAACGAAGUUAUCGAUUUAUUACGAAUUGUGCGUGGACCUGUCUGUAUUGUAGUAGCAAGAAAAAUUAUUUAAAAUAAAUACCAAAAUAA